GAGCACCCCAAAUAUUCUCCCACCGACCUUUGAAACGUUCAGAACGUGCACAGCAGACGCACCAGCCGACCUUAGUUUUCACGUCACAAUCCUGUUCAUGGCUAUUCUCCUGAUCGGAUAAGUACGAGACCUGACCGCUGGUCCUGAAACUGCCUUUAUUCCGUAUUGUGUUUACUGUCUCGGUCGAUCUUGUCCGUCGUAAGCCUGAGAACCCGCCCUCCGCUUUUCAAAUUCCUUGGAUUUCCCUGCGAGCGUUCCAGCCAACCAGAGUACGUGGUGAAGCAUCGCUCUAGUGGUACCACGAGGCUCGCACUUAGACUUCACCGUUGUUGCAGUAGGGUCUACGCCCCAAACAACAAAAUGGCAAGUGGCCGUCCCACAUGCGGAUUUUUUCGCCGUCGUCGCAUACUCCUCCCAGUUCUUCUACUCGCAUUUUUCCUGCUCUUUAGUACACCAUGGUCAUUGCCUCCUCUCAACCUCUCGGGGAUCUCUUCGUCGCUUUCCCGUGCCAAUAUCGUCUCGCUAGUCAAGGGCCCACCGGUGGAGGAGAUAUACGGCUUGCUGCAUUUUGUGACGAGUGAUGACGAUCGUAUGCUGUCGCAUUCAGUGAAGGUGGAUUCUGUUGCGCCGAUCGAUCUGACAGUGUACCUCAGCGGUGACCAACCGGAUUGGAAAUCUCAUAUGAGAAGGCUAAGAGAAGAAUAUCCACUUGUCAUAUUUUCGAAGUCAUUUUGCCCACACUCGAAAAGAGCUAAGAAGCUAUUAAAAACGUAUAACCUCUCUCCUCCCCCAAAAAUCAUCGAAGUUGAUCUUCGAGACGACGGGGACUUCCUAAAGCUCAUCCUUACUCGUCUCACCGAUCACUCCACGUUCCCCAAUAUCAUCCUCGAUGGGAAGGAACUCGGCGGGAACGAUGACCUUCACACGCUGCGUGCACAAGGCAAGCUGAAGAAGAUGUUCGAGAAUGCGGGGAUGACGGUGAAGGAGGAUAUCGUGAAGGAACAAGAGACGCAGUAGAGCUGUGAUUAAGAGGUUUACUUUAUUAGGUUGUCUUCUUCAUCCUAGC
Molecule: messenger RNA, 1066 nt
Organism: Suillus paluster
Lineage: Eukaryota; Fungi; Basidiomycota; Agaricomycetes; Boletales; Suillaceae
Product: thioredoxin-like protein
Exons: 5
Coding region: 361-1017 (218 amino acids)
Biological process (GO): cellular response to oxidative stress
Cellular component (GO): Golgi lumen; fungal-type vacuole; cytoplasm
Molecular function (GO): glutathione disulfide oxidoreductase activity
Source: RefSeq, a predicted model, not a curated record